GCAUGGGCUAUGUUGUGUGAACCAACCACGAAGUAAAAUCGCCAUUUUCCCCGAAUUUUUUGUGUAGCAUUGUUUACAAACAUAGCCCAGAAAUAUCCACGAAAAACGGUCAAUUUAAAGUCAAAGGUACCAAAAUGGCGUCUCUGCCGCCAAAGAGGAAGGAGAUCUACAAAUAUGAGGCACCGUGGACAUUGUACAGCAUGAAUUGGAGCGUCAGGCCCGAUAAAAGAUUCCGCUUGGCAGUCGGUAGUUUUGUCGAAGAAUACAACAACAAGGUUCAGAUUGUGUCAUUGAAUGAAGAGACGUCGGAGUUUGAAGCCAGGAGUACGUUUGAUCACCCAUACCCUACCACCAAGAUCAUGUGGAUUCCAGACAGUAAAGGUGUGUUCCAAGAUCUGGUGGCCACCAGCGGUGAUUACUUAAGGGUCUGGCGGGUGGGCGAGACCGACACCAGACUCGAAUGCCUUUUGAAUAAUAACAAGAACUCAGACUUCUGUGCCCCACUGACGUCCUUUGAUUGGAACGAAGUAGAUCCUAACCUUCUAGGAACCUCCAGCAUCGACACCACGUGUACGAUAUGGGGCCUGGAGACCGGCCAGAUGCUGGGAAGGGUCAACAUGGUGACUGGACACGUCAAAACACAACUCAUUGCUCACGACAAAGAGGUUUAUGACAUAGCAUUCAGUCGUGCAGGAGGAGGCAGGGACAUGUUUGCGUCUGUGGGUGCGGACGGCUCGGUCCGGAUGUUUGAUUUGAGGCAUCUUGAACACUCAACGAUCAUAUACGAGGAUCCACAACACCAUCCCUUGCUGCGACUCGCCUGGAAUAAACAGGAUCCCAACUACCUGUCCACCAUGGCCAUGGAUUCAUUUGAGGUGAUUAUUCUGGAUGUGAGGGUACCCUGCACACCAGUCGCUAGACUCAACAACCACAGAGCCUGUGUGAAUGGCAUAGCCUGGGCUCCACACUCAUCUUGCCAUAUCUGCACUGCAGCGGAUGAUCACCAAGCCCUGAUCUGGGACAUCCAGCAAAUGCCGCGAGCCAUCGAAGACCCCAUCUUAGCAUACACCGCCGACGGAGAGAUCAACCACAUCCAAUGGGCUUCCACUCAGCCGGACUGGAUUGCCAUCUGCUACAACAACUGUCUGGAAAUACUCAGGGUCUGAACCAGAGUCCCAAUCAAUCACAAGUCAUCAUAAGCUAGUCGCAAGUCAAUCACAAGUCAUCACAACACAUCACAAGUCAAUCACAAGUCAUUCAGCCGGACUGGAUUGCCAUCUGCUACAACAACUGUCUGGAAAUACUCAGGGUCUGAACCAGAGUCACAAUCAAUCACAAGUCAUCAUAAGUUAGUCGCAAGUCAAUCACAAGUCAUCACAACACAUCACAAGUCAAUCACAAGUCAUUCAGCCGGACUGGAUUGCCAUCUGCUACAACAACUGUCUGGAAAUCCUCAGGGUCUGAACCAGAGUCCCAAUCAAUCACAAGUCAUCAUAAGUUAGUCGCAAGUCAAUCACAAGUCAUCACAACACAUCACAAGUCAAUCACAAGUCAUUCAGCCGGACUGGAUUGCCAUCUGCUACAACAACUGUCUGGAAAUACUCAGGGUCUGAACCAGAGUCCCAAUCAAUCACAAGUCAUCAUAAGUUAGUCGCAAGUCAGUCACAAGACAUCACAAGUCAUUUAACAAGACUGGAUUGCUAUCUGCUACAACAACUGUCUGGAAAUACUCAGGGUCUGAACCAGAGUCACAAUCAAUCACAAGUCAUCAUAAGUUAGUCGCAAGUCUGUCACAAGUCAUUCGCAAGUCAUCACAAGUUAUUUUCAAGGCGUCACAAGUGAUUCAAACAGACUGCUACAACAAUUGUGUGAAAGCAGUCAGGGUCUGAAGCAGAGUUGCAAUUGAUCACAAGUCAUCAUCAGUUAGUCGCAAGUCUGUCACAAGUCAAUAACAGGACACCACAAGUCAAUCACAAGUCAUCACAAGUCUGACUGCUACAACAAUUGUGUGAAAACAGUCAGGGUCUGAAGCAGAGUUGCAACUGAUCACAAGUCAUCAUAAGUUAGUCGCAAGUCUGUCACAAGUCAAUCACAAGACACCACAAGUCAAUCACAAGUUAUCAAGAGUCUCUCUACCAUACGGGAUUUCCAUCUGCUACAACAGGUGUCUGGAAACACUCAGGGUCUGAAUCAGAGUCGCAAGUCGUCAUAAGUUAGUCACAAGUCUAUCACAAGGCAUUCACAAGACAUCACAAGUCAUCACAAAUCUCUCAAUAAGCCAUUUGCGAGUUAAAUUUGAAUAA
Messenger RNA from Patiria miniata (bat star), 2303 nucleotides. It is a transcript of the gene dcaf7, whose product is annotated as DDB1- and CUL4-associated factor 7. Lineage: Eukaryota; Metazoa; Echinodermata; Asteroidea; Valvatida; Asterinidae. Gene Ontology annotation, molecular function: protein binding. Gene Ontology annotation, cellular component: nucleus. The transcript is spliced from 7 exons. The coding region runs from base 135 to 1166 and encodes 343 amino acids. The record is from RefSeq and is a predicted model, not a curated record.